AGCUCAUAUCUUCCCCAUUCCCAUGGAAAAUAGCCAUCGUUGAAAGAAAAGAAAAGAAAAGAAAAAAACAAACCUCGUUCCGACAACCAUGGGCUUCAGAUUUUGGAACCUAAGCAGCUCUGUCUACAGAGCCUCCGUCUCGAGAACAUCGCCGGACGCCGACAGGAUCCUCCGUCACGGUCGCGUGAUCCGACAGCACCUCCGUCCCCACCUUCGAGACCCGUCUUUCGGCGGCCACUACGAUGUCCCCAGGAGGUGGCACCUGGGCCAUUCCCACCACGACCACGACCGCCGCCCGUUCUCCGCCGGCGAGGACGGCGUGCGGAUUUUCCGGCUGGGCCUUGCCGCCGACGUCUGCCUGGCCGCGGGGAAGGCCGUGACGGGCUACUUGUCCGGAAGCACCGCCAUCAUUGCCGAUGCUGCGCAUUCUGUCUCCGAUGUGGUUCUUAGUGGCGUUGCAUUAUGGUCAUAUAAAGCUGCAAACGUUCCUAAAGACAAAGAUCACCCCUAUGGACACGGCAAAUUCGAGACUUUAGGGGCACUAGGAAUCUCUUGUAUGCUUUUGGCUACAGCUGGUGGUAUUGCCUGGCAUGCUCUAGAUCUUUUGCUUGGUUUGUUGUCUGCCACACCUGAAAUAGUCAACCAUUCCGUCCUAAAUGAACAUGUUCACAGUCAUCAUCACGGUGGUCAUCACCAUGGAGUUGACAUGGAGCACCCCAUCCUUGCUCUCAGUGUGACAAUCAUAUCAAUAUCUACUAAAGAAGGUCUUUACUGGAUAACAAAACGAGCUGGUGAAAGGCAAGGCAGUGGACUAAUGAAAGCAAAUGCAUGGCAUCAUCGUGCAGAUGCAAUUUCAUCAGUGGUUGCUCUUCUUGGUGUAGGAGGCUCCAUCCUGGGAAUAAAGUUUCUGGAUCCCCUAGCAGGACUUGUUGUAUCAGGCAUGAUCUUUAAGGCUGGACUUGAAACUGGUCACCAAAGCAUUUUGGAACUGGUGGAUGCUGCAAUUCCUGCUGAAGAUUUAGAUCCAAUAAAAGAAACAAUACUUAAAGUUGAAGGAGUUAAGGGAUGUCAUCGAUUACGGGGAAGGAGAGCUGGUUCAUCUCUUUAUCUUGAUGUGCAUAUUGAGGUUGAUCCAUUUGUUAGUGUUAGUGCAGCACAUGGAAUUGGUGAAACCGUUCGUCAUCAAAUUCACGAGUCCCACCCUGAAGUUACGGAAGUUUUCAUACACAUAGACCCUUCGAUUUCUCAGUUUUCUCCAACAAAAAUGGAUGAACAAAAACUCUCAGAGGGAUUAGUUGUGCCGAACAGAAACAAUUGUGUCGAUGACAAGGCAAUUGAAGCUGUUGUCCAUAAUGCUGUCUCAUCAAAGCUUUCAAAGCAAAUGGUUGUGGAGCGCAUAACACACCACGUGUUGCAAGGCAAAGUCCUACUUGAGGUUGAGGUCUCCAUGCCUCCAGAGAUGUUAAUACGAGACGCAAUGGAGGUAGCGAAAGAAGCCGAGGAGCAGGUUUUGAAGACCGACACUAACAUAGUUCAUGUCAGCUUUCAACUAAGUUUAGGGCGUCGAAUACCCCGAUGCGAUGAUGAUUUAGAAGAAAUGAAUCAGAAAUGAAUCGGGAGGCCAAGUAGCAAUCGAGUUUAGAGGCUUCAUUGGAGAUAUCUCCCGUGAAGCGCCAACAUAUGCCAUUUAGGUUAGAGAGUAUAUAUGAAGAAUAAAAAUCUGUUCCUCCCCUUCCUCAUAGUAUGUGGUAAUGGUUCACACACUAAUGAUUAGGUCCAUGAAAAGACUUGUUUCACCCUUGAAGGCUAAAGUUUUGAAGGCUAAAGUUUUGAAUAGCCUUGUACUUGUUUUCUGUCGCUCUUUGGGGCUGGAAUGAGAUACUAAAAAGUUCGAUGCUGUUAAUGCUGUUAUUUUGAACUGUUCUA
Molecule: messenger RNA, 1926 nt
Organism: Eucalyptus grandis
Lineage: Eukaryota; Viridiplantae; Streptophyta; Magnoliopsida; Myrtales; Myrtaceae
Product: metal tolerance protein 2
Exons: 12
Coding region: 89-1612 (507 amino acids)
Biological process (GO): transmembrane transport; monoatomic cation transport
Cellular component (GO): membrane
Molecular function (GO): monoatomic cation transmembrane transporter activity
Source: RefSeq, a predicted model, not a curated record